AUGAGGACGCCGGUCUCACAUUUUCUCUCGGCCCUGCUGUUAUUGCAGACAUGCGCAGCUGGGCCUGGGAAGCCGCUCACCGAUCAAACAGCAUCUGGGGCAAUCGGCCACGAUCCGGACCACGAAUUUACGUUCCAGACAGGGGAAGCAGAACCCCGACCCAUGAAUCAUCGAGUUGAACAUGCCUGGAAUACCCUUCGCACAAUUAAGAACCCAGUCCUUCAAUCCGACAAGUCAAGAGGAUUACUAGGAACUGCCGUGUACUAUGGGCGCCAAACAGUCCGAUUGCUAUUCUUGAAUGGCCCUUCGACAGAAAAACCCGAGCAAAAACUGAACAAACAUCUCACGGGAGCAGUGGAGGAGUUAAGAACAGCCGCAGACGAAGACCGGGACCCGAAUGCGAUGUUCCUGCUAGCAGAGAUGAACUUCUAUGGCAACUUCUCCCAUCCCCGCGAUUUCAAAGAGGCCUUUCGCUGGUACCAUGAACUUGCAUGGCUGGACGGAAACAACACAGCGCAGAACAUGGUCGGGUUCAUGUAUGCGACGGGAAUCGGCGGUGCGGUCGAACCAGACCAGGCAAAGGCCCUGAUGUACCAUGAGUUUGCAGCAGAAGCAGGGAACAUCCGUUCGGAGAUGACACUUGCGUAUCGCUACCACACUGGCAUUGGGACACCGAAGGAUUGUGAUCACGCGAUCCAUUACUACAAGAAGGUUGCAGACAAGGCGAUCGAGUACUACCGUUCAGGCCCUCCGGGUGGUAGGGCUUUGGUUCGAGAAUCUUAUCGUUGGGCAGAUGAGGAAGGUGGUGUCUACGGUCCAGGAGCCAGUGUGUCGAGCUCGGGCCAAAAUGCGCGAGACCCUGCCAAUGCCACUCCUGAGGCCAGCGUGGAAGAUAUCCUGGAGUACUUGGACCUCAUGUCCCGGAAGGGUGAGCUGAAGGCUACGUACACCCUCGGUAAAAUGAAUUUCGAGGGUGCCCGGGGCUUGCCGCGGAAUUUCCGACGGGCUAUGAGUCAACUCAAACCCCCUGCAGGGCUUGAUAAGCUGGCGUCCAAGGCCGCAGGACAUAUUGGUCUUAUGUACCUUCGCGGAGAGGGGGUUGAACAACACUUCCUGACUGCCCUCACAUGGUUCCGGCGGGGUAUUGCGAACGGGGACUCUCUGUGCCAACAUUGGAUGGGUCUUAUGUAUCUCAAGGGCUAUGGAGUUCCUCAGGAUGGCUUCAAGGCAUCUCACUACUUCAAAGCAGCGGCAGAGCAGGACUCCCCGGCGUCAGAAUCACGAUUGGGCGCUCUAUUCUUGGACCAAGGAGAUAUCGCAACCGCAACACGUUACUUCGAGCUUGCUGCCCGCUGGGGAUGGAUGGAGGCAUACUAUUACCUAGCUGAAAUGGCCCACUUCGGUGUUGGCAGACAGCGGCACUGCGGCGUGGCCGCCGCCUACUACAAAAUGGUUGCCGAAAAAGCAGAGAUCGUUCACUCAGCUUUCGUGGAGGCAAACGCUGCUUACGAGUCUGGUGAUAAGGAGGGUGCUCUCAUUCCAUCGAUGAUGGCAGCAGAGCAGGGCUAUGAGAAUGCACAGGCAAAUGUGGCUUAUCUUCUUGACGAACAUCGCUCUGUGCUCUCGCUCAGUUCCAUUCUUCCAUGGGCUGAGAAGGCUCGGUCUUCUUUGAUGCGCAAUGCUCGACUGGCGUUGAUUUACUGGACCCGCUCUUCCAAGCAAGCCAACAUCGACUCCUUGGUCAAGAUGGGCGACUACUACCUGUCUGGAACGGGUACACCCGUCGACGCUGAAAAGGCCUCUACAUGUUACCAUAAUGCCGCUGAAGCCCACCACAGUGCACAGGGCUAUUGGAAUCUGGGCUGGAUGCAUGAGAAUGGCGUGGCAGUAGACCAAGAUUUCCACAUGGCCAAGCGGUAUUAUGACUUGGCUCUCGACCUCAGCCCCGAAGCGUAUCUGCCAGUGAAGCUAAGCUUGAUCAAACUUCGAGCUCGAGGAUACUGGAAUCGUAUCACCAACGGGAACAUUAAUCCCAUCCAUGAGGAGGAAGACUCGAAACCCCGCCGCACCUUAAAAGAAUGGGUCAAGGCUUUCAUCGAGAACGACGAGGAGGGCUAUUACGAAGACCUUUACGAACAACAACGGGGAGAGGAUGAUGAAUAUCGUGCCUUGGAAUCUGAAGGCCACGACGAUGGCUACUAUGACGAUCUGGACCUCGAUAUCGACGAGGGAAUGCUUGAGGGCCUGCUGAUCGUCGGAUUGGCUGCUGUGCUGUUGGUUUUGGUUUAUUUCCGUCAACAGCAGCAGCGUAACCGACAGAAUGAGAACGCCCAUGCCAAUGCUAAUGCUAAUGUCAAUGCCCAGAAUGGAAAUGGGAACGCCAAUGAUCGUGGAUUAUUCCCUCAGCCUGGUGAUCCUGAAUUUGGGCAAUGGGUGGCAGGAGGAGUUGGUCAUUGA
Penicillium verrucosum is the source of this 2457-nucleotide messenger RNA. RefSeq names its product ubiquitin ligase complex subunit HRD3. Lineage: Eukaryota; Fungi; Ascomycota; Eurotiomycetes; Eurotiales; Aspergillaceae. The record is from RefSeq and is a predicted model, not a curated record. The coding region runs from base 1 to 2457 and encodes 818 amino acids. Gene Ontology annotation, cellular component: endoplasmic reticulum membrane. The transcript is spliced from 5 exons. Gene Ontology annotation, molecular function: protein binding. Gene Ontology annotation, biological process: ERAD pathway.